UCUUAAUUUGAUAAGAUUAAAUUGCUGCGGUGGAGCAGACAACAGCAGCAGCAUUUACUUCAGUGUAUUGUCCAUGCACUAAAGCACGUUAAAAAAAAAAAAAAAAAAUCUAUUUUAUAGUUUCGUGCAUCCAAACUUUGACCUCCUAAUUCCACCCUGAGACGGAUGUGCAUCUUCCAGGAGAGGACAUGUACCAGCCGGGCAUCAUGACCACCAACCACGGACACCCUUCCUACGAGGCCGGCUUCCUGCACAGCUCCUCGGGUGCCUCUCCGGUCUACGUGCCCACCACCAGGGUCGUCACCCCGAUGAUCCCUACCCUGCCCUACCUGCAGACGCCCGGGGCGUCGCAGACCAGCACGCCGGCGUCGACUCACUCUGCCUGGGCUCAACCGGGCGCCGAGUCGGUGUCAUCGUAUAACCACUCCCCGGUGUCUCCGCGUUUCGGCUUCUCCGCAAGCCCCCCGGCCAGGGAGCAGGUGGCAGCGGCCUCCUACAGCGGCCCGCUGGGCAUCCCUGCGAACGGGAGAGAGCACUACGGCGCCCGGGGCCUCGGCGGAUCGUACCACAGCCCUUACCCGGCCUACAUGAGCCCGAACGUGGGCGGAACGUGGUCGGCGUCACCCUUCGAUAGCCCGGUGCUGCACGGCCUGCAGAACGGGUGUCCCACUGGCGCAACGCGGCACCCAAAUAUAGAUCUAUUUGACGACUUCGCCGAGGGCCGAGAAUGUGUCAACUGUGGCGCCAUGUCCACGCCGUUGUGGAGGCGGGACGGCACGGGCCACUACCUGUGCAACGCCUGUGGACUCUACCACAAGAUGAACGGCAUCAACAGACCUCUCAUCAAACCCCAGAGACGACUGUCGGCCUCCAGGAGGGUUGGCCUUUCGUGCACCAACUGUCACACCACCACCACCACCCUCUGGCGACGAAACGCAGAGGGAGAGCCCGUCUGCAACGCCUGUGGCCUAUACAUGAAACUCCACGGGGUCGCACGACCUCUGGCUAUGAAGAAAGAGGGGAUCCAGACCCGCAAACGCAAACCCAAGAACCUGAGCAAGACCCAAACUGGGGGUCCAGGCAGCGAGGGGACUCCAAUGACACCAACAAGCAGCACUCACCGGGCCUCCAUCACCUCCUCCUCGUCCUCCAGCGCCCCCUCCAUGUCAGAGGAGGCCCGGCAGAUUAAGACGGAACCGGACACACCCAGAUUGUACACGCACAACGGCAUGCACACACAGAUCUCAGCUCUGCCGGCCUACGUGGCAGCUCAAGGGGGGGCUCUUCCCCUGAAAAUGUCCCCAGGGGGGCACGGCGGUUCGUCAGGCUCAAAAGCCGAGCCGUGGAAUAACCUCAUCCUGGCAUAGAACCCGGCAGAUCCCUCACAGGACAAAUGAAGAGCAGAAAGAACAUUUUCCAUGAUGUAAAAAUCAAGUUGUGUCACUCCCGCCUGCUCUACUUGACUUAGAUAUCUUACAGUUGAUUUUAUGCUCAAUAUGUGACACCAAAAAAGGUCAGAGUUCAAUAUACGCGUCAGUAUUGACACAGCGUCUACUCCUGAAUUGAUAACAUCAGCAGCCAGUGCAGUUGCACAAUGCAAACAGUAACGGGGACGGUGUGGGCAAGUGGCUUCCUCUGCUGGAUGCACUGUAGAUUUCACCCACACGAAACACGUUAACCUGACCCUGUUUGAAAAAAACCCCAAACAACUGACUUAUUUGAAGAUUUAGGCUUUGUGGUGGGGAAAAGGGCGUAUUAUGCUUAAAUUAUGGCAAAUUAUAGCAUUAUUUUUAUUAUAACAGCCACCAUGUUUAUUUAUGGAUGUACAGUGAAGCCCAAAGUUUCAUAUCCUUUGCAUCCAAUUUAAUUCUAAUGUGGAUCAUGCGUAUCUUUUAGCUUGAAAUGACACAUGAAAGUGGACCAAAAGCAUUUGUGUUAUCAGAUAUGCAUUUUUAAAUAGCUCUUUUGAUUUAAAACGCCAAUAUCCAAGAUGUUUUAUGCGCUUUCUCUUUUCAUGUAUAAGUUUAUAGCGCAUUAGUAUACUCUGGAUCUGGGUUCUUAAGUUAAAGUACCACCGACUUACACAAUAUGUGUCAUAUUUGUAAGCAGAGGUUUUUGCUACCAUCGCUUACAUGAAGGUAUAGCUUCAAACAUGCGUCUCUUAUAUGGUUUUUAUUUAUAACAAUCUCUCUGAUGUUCUCGGGUACAUUGGUAUUAUCUCGGGUACUGUGUGCCACGAGUGGUAUUCCUACCCGUUUCAAGAUUAUUCUAAAAUGAUCAUUUGAGUUGCUAGAAAAUUAAUGGAAUAUCUAAAUAAUUAAGACAACAUUUGCAUACUUAUUACAAUUUAACUCAAACUUUGACAAGAGUAGGAAUUAUUUUCUGCUUCACUUGUAUCAUUUUCUACUGUCUGGAGAGAAAAAAGGCUGCUGCUCCCUCUCACUAUCCAUAUCCUCACUGCAAAUCUCUGUUCAUAUUUAUUUCUAAAGGCGCAACAGCUACAGACAUUAAGUUCUAUUUCAUUCUGUGUAACUUUCAUUUUAGGGGAUGUGUGUCAUGUCUGUACAGUAUUUUUUGUGUAAAUGUGUUAUAUUGUGCUGCGUUUAAAUACCUAUUUGCAACUUUAUAUACAUAUAUGUAAAGGCUCUCCACUCCAGUAUAAUUGUGUAAUUCACUUAUUAGUGCUAUACAGUAUUGCAUUAAGAUGCACGAACGUGAUACUACCUAAUAUACCUUCUCUGGUGCCGCUGGGGCUCUUAACAGGCCACCCAAUGGUACACGAUGCAAAUGGUGUACAAGUGGAAAUGUACAUUUGUGUUUAAUAAAGGGAAGGUAAACGCA
Messenger RNA from Nerophis ophidion (straightnose pipefish), 2841 nucleotides. It is a transcript of the gene gata4, whose product is annotated as GATA binding protein 4. The transcript has 6 exons. Gene Ontology annotation, biological process: cell fate commitment; negative regulation of transcription by RNA polymerase II; positive regulation of transcription by RNA polymerase II. Lineage: Eukaryota; Metazoa; Chordata; Actinopteri; Syngnathiformes; Syngnathidae. Gene Ontology annotation, cellular component: nucleus. The record is from RefSeq and is a predicted model, not a curated record. The coding region runs from base 189 to 1367 and encodes 392 amino acids. Gene Ontology annotation, molecular function: zinc ion binding; RNA polymerase II cis-regulatory region sequence-specific DNA binding; DNA-binding transcription factor activity, RNA polymerase II-specific.